Messenger RNA from Diceros bicornis minor, 2745 nucleotides. RefSeq names its product WASP family member 1 (gene WASF1). The record is from RefSeq and is a predicted model, not a curated record. Gene Ontology annotation, biological process: positive regulation of Arp2/3 complex-mediated actin nucleation; actin cytoskeleton organization. The transcript is spliced from 10 exons. Gene Ontology annotation, cellular component: SCAR complex; cytoskeleton; lamellipodium. NCBI's taxonomy places the organism in Eukaryota, Metazoa, Chordata, Mammalia, Perissodactyla, Rhinocerotidae. The coding region runs from base 330 to 2036 and encodes 568 amino acids. Gene Ontology annotation, molecular function: actin binding; Arp2/3 complex binding; protein kinase A regulatory subunit binding.
UGGUGAGUGGGCGGAGGCUGAGUUUCGCACCGCGGUUGCACCUGGGCCCUGGGGGCUGAAGAGGAAAGCGAGAAUCUUCAGUUGGAAGACCCUGACUGUCGGGGAAUAGCUCCUGGUGGGAAAGAUGGGAGGUUAGUUGAAUAGCAGCUGAGGAGUGACCAAUCACCAACCGACUUUGAAAAGAAAUGACGUGAUCGGUCACUGAUCAUGACGUGCAUCUCUAAUUAACAUAGUGAUUUGCGGACUGAAGUGCUAGCAAAAAGUUUGUGUUUAUGCAGUUAUUCACAGUUAAUAUACUGUGGUGAAUUGGCACAGAGGUUAAUCUCAAGAUGCCGUUAGUGAAAAGAAACAUCGAUCCUAGGCACUUGUGCCACACAGCACUGCCGAGAGGCAUUAAGAAUGAACUGGAAUGUGUAACCAAUAUUUCCUUGGCAAAUAUAAUUAGACAACUAAGUAGCCUAAGUAAAUAUGCUGAAGAUAUAUUUGGAGAAUUAUUCAAUGAAGCACAUAGUUUUUCCUUCAGAGUUAAUUCAUUACAAGAACGUGUGGACCGUUUAUCUGUUAGUGUUACACAGCUUGACCCUAAAGAAGAAGAAUUGUCUUUGCAAGAUAUAACAAUGAGAAAAGCUUUCCGAAGUUCUACAAUUCAAGAUCAGCAGCUCUUCGACCGCAAGACUUUGCCUAUUCCAUUACAGGAGACAUAUGAUGUCUGUGAACAGCCUCCACCUCUCAAUAUACUCACUCCUUAUAGAGAUGAUGGUAAAGAAGGUUUGAAGUUUUAUACCAAUCCUUCAUAUUUCUUUGAUCUAUGGAAAGAAAAAAUGUUGCAAGAUACAGAGGAUAAGAGGAAGGAAAAGAGGAAGCAGAAGGUAUUACAAGAGAUUGAAAGAAUUGAACAGAAAAAUCUAGAUCGUCCUCAUGAACCAGAAAAAGUGCCAAGAGCGCCUCAUGACAGGCGGAGAGAAUGGCAGAAGCUGGCCCAAGGUCCAGAGCUGGCUGAAGAUGAUGCUAAUCUCUUACAUAAGCAUAUUGAAGUUGCUAAUGGCCCAGCCUCUCAUUUUGAAACAAGACCUCAGACGUAUGUGGAUCACAUGGAUGGAUCUUAUUCACUUUCUGCCUUGCCAUUUAGUCAGAUGAGUGAGCUUCUGACUAGAGCUGAGGAAAGAGUCUUAGUCAGACCACAUGAACCACCUCCACCUCCACCAAUGCAUGGAGCAGGAGAUGCAAAACCCAUACCCACCUGUAUCAGUUCUGCUACAGGUUUGAUAGAAAAUCGCCCUCAGUCACCAGCUACAGGCAGGACACCUGUGUUUGUGAGCCCCACCCCCCCACCUCCUCCACCACCUCUUCCAUCUGCCUUGUCAACUUCUUCAUUAAGAGCUUCAAUGACUUCAACUCCUCCCCCACCAGUACCUCCCCCACCUCCACCUCCAGCCACUGCUUUGCAAGCUCCAGCAGUACCACCACCUCCAGCUCCUCUUCAGAUUGCCCCUGGAGUUCUUCACCCAGCUCCUCCUCCAAUUGCACCUCCUCUAGUACAGCCCUCUCCACCGGUAGCUAGAGCUGCCCCAGUAUGUGAGACUGUACCAGUUCAUCCACUCCCACAAGGUGAAGUCCAGGGGCUGCCUCCACCCCCACCACCGCCUCCUCUGCCUCCACCUGGCAUUCGACCAUCAUCACCUGUCACAGUUGCAGCUCUUGCGCAUCCUCCCUCUGGGCUACAUCCAACUCCAUCUACUGCCCCAGGUCCCCAUGUUCCAUUAAUGCCUCCAUCUCCUCCAUCACAAGUUAUACCUGCUUCUGAGCCAAAGCGUCAUCCAUCAACCCUACCUGUAAUCAGUGACGCCAGGAGUGUACUUCUGGAAGCAAUACGAAAAGGUAUUCAGCUACGCAAAGUAGAAGAGCAGCGUGAACAGGAAGCUAAACACGAACGCAUUGAAAAUGAUGUUGCCACCAUCCUGUCCCGUCGUAUUGCUGUGGAAUAUAGUGAUUCAGAAGAUGACUCAGAAUUUGAUGAAGUAGAUUGGCUGGAGUAAGAAAAAUGCAUUGAUAAAUAUUACAAAAAUGAACGCAAAUGUCCUUUGUGGUGCUUGUUCUUUGAAAAUGUUUGGUCAUUCCAGUGUUUUGCUUUCUUUUCCUUAUGAUAAAUAACCGUUUUCCUCCAUAAUUUUUGAUUUCUAAGAAAAAUAUUAGCAUACAUUUCAAACUAAAUGUUUUACAGUGGCUUAUCUUUUUUAUUUUUCCCUGAAAAGACAUAAUUUGGGCAAAUAAACCACUAAGUAUUAAGCAUGGACAGCUGUUGUUAGAGUAGCAGAUUCAGUUUUUUGAUAUAUCUUAAUUGUGCACUUUGUGAAUUUUAAUUUAAAGAAAGCAAUUGAGAUUGAAAUUUUGAGGGCAGCUGUAUCUAUUAAUGAGCCUUAUUCCAUUUCCUGAUGUUUUAAAAGAAGAAACACUGCCUUGAUUAUAUGAAUACACUCAGAAAGUACAUUUAGCUUGUAGUAUUGAAUUCUCUUAAAGGAAUGCUUGAAUUUUUUUUUAAUUAUUGUUUUAUUGUUUUUAAAUACUUGCCUUAUUUGAAUGUUUAGCACUACCCCCUUCCCACUUAUAUAUUGUGUGGUACGAUUUUGCUUGCCUAUGAGAGUUUAAAAAAUUUCCAUGUGAAAUACUCUGACAUAAACAUACAUGUAAGUUACAUAACUGUUAAGAAUAACAGUCUGAUUUAAUAAAUGGUUCAUUUUAAAGGUU